AUGUCGUGGUACAUGUACACCAGUUUAACUGUCAGCAUCACAGCAAUAGCUGGAAAUGGAUUUGUCAUUUGGUUGAUCUUAACAAAAUCUAAGCUCCACAACACCACCAACUGGUUUAUUUUAUCUCUUGCUGUGAGUGAUCUCAUGGUUGGUUUGUUCAUUACACCAUUACACAUUGCGUGUAAAAAGUUAGAAACGUGUGAUGUUUACCUGAAAAGUGUCUUUGAAGAGCUCUUUUUGUACGAGUCAAUCUUUAACUUGUCCGCUAUGACGGUAGAUCGUUAUCUUGCCAUUGUCCAUCCUUUGAAGUAUGCAAGUUACAUGACAACAACUGGCGCUGUGAAAACGAUGGCGAUUUCUUGGGGAAUACCACUUGUGAAUUUUGGCCUUCACUUCUCUUGGCUUUAUGCCGAGCCUGCCACAAGAGCAAAAUGGUUUCGCAUUUUUACCAUUAUGGAAACAAUUGUCAUGGUAGCCAUUCCCUGCAUGUUUCUAAUGAUGGCAAAUAUACAGAUAAUCCGGCUAGCGCGGCUCCACUCAAAACGAGCGAUAGCUCAAUUGCAUGGGAUAAACUUCAAUGAAAUGAGGAACAAUUCCACCGAGCAACCAAACGGGGCACUUUAUGAAGACAAUGAAAGGCAAACAAAUGUAACCGUAGAUUCUCAUCCGUUGUCUAACUAUGAGCCUUCAUCAAGUCUGGAAAUAAGAAGCGAGAGAAGAAGCAAUAAGGAAUUUCGGAGAAUGUUCCAGCGAAGACGAUCGAAGAGAUCUUCCGUUAGAGUAAUAAUUGCAGUGAUAACUAUUUUUCUCUUUUGUUGGUCUUUGUCGCUCUACGCGUCAUUUUGCACGUAUCUCGGCCUGUGCAGCGUAUCCUUGACUCUCGUUAGAGUCACGUGGCUUUUUAUGAUUUUAAACCCUGCGAUAAAUCCCUUGGUGUUAAUCCUAUUCAAAAGUGAUCUACGAGCAGAAUUUGCGACAAGUAUUUGCAUGGUAAGCCUAAAGAGGACUAUAUCCACAAAUUAGGAAAACCCCGAAUCAUGAUAACAUGAAAUAAAAUGGCUACAAUUUUUAAUGUGAUCUUUUUUCAGCUUUGUAAUUAAACCAGGACUCAAAGGCCAAUAGCUAUAA
Orbicella faveolata is the source of this 1128-nucleotide messenger RNA. RefSeq lists its product as uncharacterized. Gene Ontology annotation, molecular function: G protein-coupled receptor activity. The record is from RefSeq and is a predicted model, not a curated record. Lineage: Eukaryota; Metazoa; Cnidaria; Anthozoa; Scleractinia; Merulinidae. Gene Ontology annotation, biological process: G protein-coupled receptor signaling pathway. Gene Ontology annotation, cellular component: membrane.